AUGGAGACGCCGCCAUUCAACGGAAAGGCGACUCGCGGCCGGCCCGAGUCGAUAUUUUACACAGGCACCAGAGCGCAUGUGCCAUCGAGGUCAGUUUCACCGCUCGAAGUCGAUACGCCUUCGAUAGACCAUGAAAUCCAUACCCACAAUACGUUGGGCGACCUUUCGGAAAUCACCGCACAGAACCCAGUUGCUCUGAUGGAGCUGGAUAUGGACUGUAAUGUCAAGUUUUUGAGCAAAAUAUGGGAAACCGUAGUGGGUACCAAAUUGAGCAAAAUUGUGGGACGACCUUUAAGUAACAUCAUCGUUGGAGAGAUCGAGGACAAACAAGUCUUCAACAGAGCAACAGAUAUCAUGAUGACCGAUGAUGAAACCUACAGAGUCAGAUUUGUUGUUUCGACUAAUUUGCAAAAUGCCUCAUCCGGUCCCGAAACCACAGAGCAAGACACAAAUGUGUCAAAUUCAGACACCGACUCUGUUAGUUUGCAUUCAGAGAACUCCAGCAUCACCACAGACGGUGGCCUUAUAGAAUUGGUUGCGCAGGGAGUGCUCAUUCAUGAUCAAAAGCGCCAGCCGUCGCAUUCGAUGUGGAUUGUCAAGCCCUGGGUUCCUCUUUCUGGCCAGACUCUCGAAUUGCCGGAAGAGCUGAUAAUGAGGCUUGGGUUUGGAAUCAACUUGUUUGAGUCUUAUUUGUGCCAUCUGACCGAUCUCGGCGUUGUUGACGAAGAGAACCUCCCGCCUCCGGCACAAGAACUGUGUCGUAUCUGCGAACAACGUGUUCCGAACUGGUGGCUGGAAAGACACGCAGAAUUGUGUCUCGUUGAGCAUAGAGCAGAAGAUACAGUACAGCAGAAACAGGAGAAUCUAAUUGAGCAUAAGAACCUUCUUCAGAACGUUCUCGAUACCCUCACAAGACGUCAAGUGAACAAAACGCCGCCCCUUGUUCCUUUGAACUCUUCUAGCUCUGUGUCCAGCAGCAGCAGCAGCUCUUCAAAUAGCUCUUCUGGAAGCAUCGCAUCCAUUACCGAAUACAAAGGUUUUGCCAUCCCGCUCUCCGCUGCCAACGAGUCUGGCACCCUAGGCCGUCGCAAGAGUGUUGGCAGUUUGCUUCCGGCCAAAAGAUUCCCGUUCAAGAAUUUGGAGAUUCUCAUUCAAUACUGCGACGAAGCACUGAAAAUCAAUCCCGGGGAACUACACACAGACGACCAGAAACGAGAGGAGUACGCGAUUGCUUUCUCCCCAGAUAGCGAGCGCGCUUUGAAGAAUCUAAACACGAUCGAGGUUCCGUUGUCAAGUGAUCAAGCUAUCAAGUUGCUCACUGAUGAUACCGAAAGCCUUGCAAAGGAGAAGAUUGAGGCAAUUGAGAGAUACGCACAUAUCCUUCAGUAUGUUGAUAGGAUCACCAAGCAGACAGAUGAGAUGAUCCUGAACGUUGUGAAGGAGACGAUCAUGAAAAUUAAAGAAGACAUGAUUGACGAGCCGCUAUUGAUUCAGUCGCCUAAACCAACGAACGAAUUUGGCCCGAUGUCGAUACUGGACGGUGAACCAAUGUCUGGGUCGUUGAGUACGCGAACGUCGUCUCCAGCAUCGGACGCUCGCUCCACUCCGGUGAUCAGUGUCUCUGGAGAUGAGUCGGUGAAGACAAUCCAGCGGGCUGCAUCUCCUUCGUAUAACUCACCUCGUCGUCCUUUAUCACCCGGUAUGAUGUUUCCACUAAGUUCAAUACAAAGAAACUCCAAGUCGCAUGCUAAACAUCCAAGUGUCAACUCAGGUUCAGGGUCCAAUACCCCAAUUUCCUCACCCUUGUUCCUAUCAACAGAUAUACCCUCGUCGUCUUCUUCUGGUCUGGAACGACCUCAGUUGUCGCCGCUGCUUGUUCCCCAGAGUUCCAAACAGUCUCUUCCUUCAAUUAAAGAUUACGAGAUCAUCAAGCCGAUCAGCAAAGGUGCAUUUGGAUCGGUUUAUUUGUCCAAGAGAAAACUCACGGGUGAAUAUUUUGCUAUCAAAGUGCUGAAGAAGGCAGACAUGGUCGCCAAGAACCAAGUCACCAACGUGAAAGCGGAAAGAGCCAUUUUGAUGGCCCAGGCCAACUCUCCGUAUGUUGCACAGCUGGUUGUCACAUUCCAGAGCACAAAUUACCUCUAUUUGGUGAUGGAGUAUCUAAACGGUGGAGAUUUGGCAACCCUGUUGAAAAACAUGGGGUAUCUGCCAGAUAUCUGGGCGAGAAGGUACAUUGCCGAGGUGAUUGUAGGUGUUGACGAUCUCCAUUCCAGAGGAAUUGUGCAUCGUGAUCUCAAGCCUGACAAUUUGCUGAUUGAUCGCAACGGCCACAUCAAACUGACCGAUUUUGGACUGAGUCGAAUGGGACUUAUCAGAAGACAGAACAACACUCACUCGGACGUGAUUGAGGACCCUUUUGUGAAUCCGCAAUCAGCUUCGCUUGUGGCCAAGAAAAGCGUCAAUAUCACUCCCUUCUCGCUUAGUCCUAGCUCGCCGUUGGUGACUCCUUCUGCCAGCACAGCUCCUGUUUUCGAAGAGUUGGAAGCAGUUACUCCAGGAAGCGCCAACUCGUCGCCUCUACUGCGUCCUCUCACGCGAAGAUCAACAAUGCAACCAUCCUUUGUCAUUAACAAGGAAGACACACAAACAGAGAUCACCAAUUAUGCUUUGUUCGAUCCGCAGCACUCGGCAGAAACUCGCAAGUUCGUUGGAACACCUGAUUACCUUGCCCCUGAGACUGUCGCUGGUAUCGGUCAAGAUGAGGCCAGUGAUUGGUGGUCAAUUGGGUGUAUUCUGUUUGAGUUUCUAUUUGGAGUGCCUCCGUUUGCUGGAAACAGUCCUAAACAGGUGUUUGAAAACAUUCUUCACGGAGAAAUCCAAUGGCCGAAUCUUCCUCCAGAAGAGUUUGCCGAGUACUGUUCACCUACUGUGAAAGAUCUCAUCAAACGGCUUCUUGUGAAAGACCCUGCUUCUCGUCUCGGUAGCGGCGGGUCGCAAGAAAUCAUGCGGCACCCAUACUUCAAUGGCAUCAACUGGGACACGUUGUUCACGGAAGAAGCGUCGUUUGUGCCCGAUAACGAGGAUCCAGAGUCUACAGAGUACUUUGAUGCUCGAGGAGCCCAGCUAAGCAUGUUCCCGAGCGAGGAGUUUACUGAAGAGCCAACGGAAACUGCUCUGGAGGAGUGCACAUUGCCAAACUCGAGCUCGUCGUCCACCACACUGGACUCUCCAAAGACGAAUCUCUCUAAGCACGGUUCGAUGUCUGUGAAGCGUGAAAGAAGAGGCUCCCGACUGAACGACAGCGGCGGCUCGUCUGAGUUUGGCUCAUUCCAGUUCAGAAACCUUGCUGUUCUGGAGAAACAGAACAAGGAUGUGAUCAACCGGCUCAAAAGCGAGCACAUCGAGCAGCUGAACAGCAUGUCGUCGUCUGCUUCGCUUGAUUCUGGCUCUUCGGCACCAACAACACCUGGAUCCACCUCGGUUCCCUUAGCCACCAGGCCGCGAGGCCACUCCUCUGCGAGCGGACAGCUGCUUACGCCGUUCAAACGGCCGUCUUCUCCAGGUAUCAUGAAGGACCAGAAACUGUCGCCGUUGUUGCGCAAUGCAUCUCUGGCAAGCGACGCUUCGGACGAGUACCGUCACCUUUCGCCGGUUGCACGGCCGUUGCACAAGAAAGGGUACAGCACAGAAGCCGGAUCGCCUGCUUUGCGGCUGCUGUCCAAGUCGUUCUCCAGAACUAUGAGCGACUUCUCGCCGUCGUCCUCAGAUAACGAGGACCGGGUGGGACAGACACGGCUGCGCAAGAAGCGCUCGUCCAAACGCAUGGCACGCACAUCGUCGGCCACCAACGAAACAGCCGACGCUAUCCAGAACAUGAUGAUCAACUUCGACGUGCUGCUGUGCGAGCCGAUUCCCAUCCACCGGUACUCGAUCGAGAAAAACCUGGGCCGUCUGGGGUGCGACGUGGUUGCAUUUUCGUCCGGGUCGGAGCUGAUCAAACGGUCGACUGGAGAUGUCAAGUUCGACCUCAUUUUCACGUCGACCGAGCUGCACAAGCUGGACUGUGUCGAUCUCGUCAAGCUCAUCAAGCACACGUCCACUGCCAACUCGGAGACCGUAUUCGUUGCGCUCACGUCGUUCUACCACGACGCAGUCGAGUCCGGUGUGUUCGACUACGUUAUUGAGUACCCGGUCACCAUGGAGAAGCUGAAGACCGCGCUGGAUUGGUUCAGAAACUUGAAACGCCGCGAGGAAGAGGCCAUUGUGACUGACACCGAGUGA
Messenger RNA from Ogataea philodendri, 4281 nucleotides. RefSeq lists its product as uncharacterized. The transcript has a single exon. Gene Ontology annotation, biological process: peptidyl-serine phosphorylation; phosphorelay signal transduction system. Gene Ontology annotation, cellular component: cytoplasm; nucleus. Lineage: Eukaryota; Fungi; Ascomycota; Pichiomycetes; Pichiales; Pichiaceae. The coding region runs from base 1 to 4281 and encodes 1426 amino acids. Gene Ontology annotation, molecular function: protein serine/threonine kinase activity; ATP binding. The record is from RefSeq and is a predicted model, not a curated record.